AUGAAUGAAAGUCUUUAUAAAAAUAUUAAAAGAAUUGUAGAUUAUACUUUACAAAAUAAAGUAUCAUAUCGUGAAAAAUUUUAUGAAAUUGAAAAAAAAAGUUAUGACUUUUCAAGAGAGUAUGAACCAAAAAUUCAUGAAAUUCUUUUGAUGCAACUUAUAGGAAUGGUAAUAUCUUUUAUAACAAUAAUUCAAGCUCUAAGAACUUUGGUAUAUUAUAGAUAUGAAAAAUAA
Messenger RNA from Strongyloides ratti, 234 nucleotides. RefSeq lists its product as hypothetical. The transcript has a single exon. The record is from RefSeq and is a predicted model, not a curated record. The coding region runs from base 1 to 234 and encodes 77 amino acids. NCBI's taxonomy places the organism in Eukaryota, Metazoa, Nematoda, Chromadorea, Rhabditida, Strongyloididae.